CUCUUCAAAAUUUUCUAAAAUCGUCAAGGAAUUGAUCACAAGAGGGGCGUGGGGUGUGCGGUGUGUGGCUUGAUAAACAUCGAAGGAGGCGAGUUUUAUAUUUUCAGUUGCUUUCGGAAGCAAGAACACGGAAAGCGCCAAUUAACGUAUUCCCUUUGCCUUUUUAUUACUCGCAUUUUGUAAACGAGAGAGAAAGAGAGCAAAUUUCGACUUGAUUCUGUGGUAUCAUUGAGAUUUGGUUCUUUGUUAGAAGCUGUUGAAGCGACUGAUGAUUUCUUCUGGACUUGUUUCCACAUAUUCAUUUUUCAGCUAUGGAGCUGGAAUCGCCGGGAAUGUUUUUGCUUUUGUGUUGUUUCUCUCACCUAUACCCACAUUUAGAAGAAUUACAAGAAACCGGUCAACAGAAGAGUUCUCGGGGUUGCCGUACAUUUAUGCCCUAAUGAACUGCUUGAUCUGCCUCUGGUAUGGAAUGCCCAUUGUAACACCUGGUAUUAUAUUGGUUGCAACAGUCAAUUCCAUAGGGGCUGUUUUCCAGUUAACAUACAUAUUCAUCUUUAUUUUAUAUGCUGAGAAAAAAAAGAAGAUGAAGAUGCUGGGAUUAUUGCUGGCAGUUUUAAGCAUAUUUGCACUAAUUGUAUAUAUGAGCUUGAGUGUACUUGGUUCUCCUAUGCGGCAGAUCUUUGUUGGAUACUUGAGUGUUGCUUCUCUCAUAUCCAUGUUUGCUUCCCCAUUGUUUAUAGUUAAUUUGGUGAUCCGAACGAAGAGUGUAGAGUUCAUGCCAUUUUAUCUGUCACUUUCAACCUUCUUGAUGAGCAUCUCUUUCUUUGCCUACGGAAUGUUAAAGUGUGAUGCUUUCAUUUAUGUGCCAAAUGGGAUUGGAUCUGUCCUGGGGGCAGUGCAAUUGGUUUUGUACUGCUACUACAGCAAAACGUCCAGAGAAGACUUAAGAGAAUCCUUGAUAACAUCGUUUGCAUGAAUGAGUUUUCCCAAAUAUUGAGGAGAAAUGCAGAAACAGAGAGAAAUCACAGAAGGUCCUUUAAGAGUCACAGCAGCUUUUGGUUUUUCCUGCACAACAAAGGAAAAGCACUGUUAAACCAACUCUUUCAAGUCAAGGCUGCAAUAUAUUUGGUGUUUAGAAUAUUCUACCUUGUGUAAAGCAGAGAUAUGCUACCACCACAUCCUGUAUGUUUGAGAAAGAAGUUUUCACAAACCUAGUUUUAUGAGACCAGCUUUUGUCUUGAAUUGAAGUUCCGUGCUUUUUAUCAUGAGGGUGAAGAGGCGGAGUAAACUAUUUGGUCAGUUUUUUGGCUGGAUCCAUAAGAAUUUCUUGCAUUCGCCAGUGAUUUUGGCUCAAA
Molecule: messenger RNA, 1355 nt
Organism: Macadamia integrifolia
Lineage: Eukaryota; Viridiplantae; Streptophyta; Magnoliopsida; Proteales; Proteaceae
Product: bidirectional sugar transporter SWEET2a-like
Exons: 7
Coding region: 269-976 (235 amino acids)
Biological process (GO): carbohydrate transport
Cellular component (GO): membrane
Molecular function (GO): sugar transmembrane transporter activity
Source: RefSeq, a predicted model, not a curated record